Molecule: messenger RNA, 2850 nt
Organism: Boleophthalmus pectinirostris (great blue-spotted mudskipper)
Lineage: Eukaryota; Metazoa; Chordata; Actinopteri; Gobiiformes; Gobiidae
Product: multifunctional procollagen lysine hydroxylase and glycosyltransferase LH3-like
Exons: 12
Coding region: 169-1521 (450 amino acids)
Biological process (GO): peptidyl-lysine hydroxylation
Cellular component (GO): endoplasmic reticulum
Molecular function (GO): procollagen-lysine 5-dioxygenase activity; L-ascorbic acid binding; procollagen glucosyltransferase activity
Source: RefSeq, a predicted model, not a curated record
ACGGCCCGCGACCAGAGCUCCAGACACCCACGGCCCGAGCGCGGAGACCCACGGCCCGCGACCAGAGCUCCAGACACCCACGGCCCGCGACCAGAGCUCCACAGACCCACAGCUCCAGAGCUCCACAUCCCACGGCCCCGCGUUGAGCGCUCCUCUCCGGCCGCAGACAUGCUCCCCCCGCGGCUCCUGUGCGCCGUGGCUCUCCUCCUGCUCCACAGCUCCGUGGAAGCCGAGCAGCGGAGGUUUUCUCCAGAGGACCUGUUGGUGAUCACUGCAGCCACGGAGGAGACGGACGGAUUCAAACGUUUCAUGAAAACGGCCGCACAGUUCAACUACACCGUCAAGGUUCUCGGUCUGGGGGAGGAGUGGAGAGGAGGAGACGUGGCGAAGACGGUGGGAGGAGGACAGAAGGUUCGUUGGUUGAAGAAGGAGCUGCUGAAACACAAAGACGACCCCCACAAAGUCAUCCUGUUUGUCGACAGCUCGUGUCUGGUGCGUCCUAGCUCGUGUCUGGUGCGUCCUAACUCGUGUCUGGUGCGUCCUAACUCGUGUCUGGUGCGUCCUAACUCGUGUCUGGUGCGUCCUAACUCGAGUGUCUGCUUCAUAAACUCGUGUCUCUCGUGUCUCGGACACAAAGUGUGUGUUUCGUGCUCGAACUCGGGUUUCUGCUGGCCCGACCAGAGACUCGCCUCCAAGUACCCAGAGGUGCAUUCUGGGAAACGCUUCCUCAACUCUGGAGGGUUCAUGGGCGUGGCGCCGGAGCUCGCCGCUUUGGUCCAACAAUGGAAAUACAAAGACAACGACGACGACCAGCUCUUCUACACACGCAUCUACCUGGACAAGGCCCAGAGGACUAAGUACAACAUGACUCUGGAUCAUCGCUCCAGAAUCUUCCAGAACCUGAACGGAGCCGUGGACUGGAGGGAGAAAUACGUCCACGAGAACUACUCCAAGAUCUUCGAGGACGAGAAGAACUUUGUGGAACAGCCGUGUCCAGACGUGUUCUGGUUUCCUGCGUUCUCUGACAAAAUGUGUGACGACCUGGUGGACACGAUGGAGGAACACGGACAGUGGUCAGGAGGCUCACACAAGGACGAGCGUCUGGCCGGAGGAUACGAGAACGUCCCGACCGUCGACAUCCACAUGAACCAGAUCGACUUCGAGAAAGAAUGGCUCAAAUUCCUCAAAGAAUAUAUCACCCCAGUGACGGAGAAACUCUACCCCGGAUACUACCCCAAGGCUCACGCUGUGAUGAACUUCGUGGUUCGUUAUCGUCCGGACGAGCAGCCGUCUCUGCGACCGCAUCACGACUCGUCCACGUUCACCAUCAACAUCGCCCUGAACCGCAAAGGACACGACUACGAGGGCGGCGGCUGCAGGUUCUUGAGGUACGACUGUAAAGUUGAGGCUCCGAGGAAAGGCUGGUCCUUCAUGCACCCGGGACGACUGACGCACUAUCACGAGGGUCUCCCCGUCACCCGAGGGACCCGCUACAUCAUGGUCUCCUUCGUCGACCCGUAGACCCCGGGGACACCGGGACACCGGAGACCAGAGACCAGAGACCCCGGAGAGACCCCAGAGACCAAAGACCAAAGACCAGAGACCAGGACCAGGACCAGGACCAGGUCAGAGCCUCAGUCUAACAGAAGUGUCCUGGCGGCGGCGGCGGUCGUGGUCGUCGUCCUCGUUCUUCUCGUAUUCGCCGCUGUAUCGCAGUAAAACCAAAGAGCCAAUCAGGAGCCAGACCCGCCCACUCCACGCUUUAACAACGCUGUCAAUCAAACCUGUUGCCGAGGCGAGCGGGACUCAAACCGAGAACCUUCAGAUUCGCCCUCGAACAAGCUCGCUUCUGAUUGGCUCUUUGGUCGCUGUGAUACUCACAGACACACUCCAAACUCCAGACCGGGUCUAAACCGGGACCAGACCGGGUCUAAACCGGGACCAGACCGGGUCUAAACCGGGACCAGACCGGGUCUAAACCGGGACCAUCCCUCCAACCAAAACGUGGACUUGGACCUGACCAACGACAGGACUCUUCACUCCCCUCUGGCUCUGAUUGCUCCGGUGUCCUGCGCUCUGAUUGGUCCGGUGUCCUGCGCUCUGAUUGGUCCGGUGUCCUGCGCUCUGAUUGGUCCGGUGUCCUGCGCUCUGAUUGGUCCGGUGUCCUGCGCUCUGAUUGGUCGUCUGGUUUUUUUAAAGACACAAACUCUUUUCUGAUGAAACUGUAGAAACUGAAGGUGAUUUUUUUUCCUGAAGACGCUGAUUUUAGAUUUUCGUUUCAUUCCGGCUCCUCCUGACUCUGGCUCCUCCACUGGGAUCUUGUGGCUCCUCCUCCUCUGGACCUGAGCUGUGACCUGAGCUGUGACCUGAGCUGUGACCUGAGCUGUGACCUGAGCCCCGGGCCUCAGUUUGGUCUGAGAUGUUCUUCUGGUUUUACAGGAUCCUGUUUUAAUUUUUAUUUUGUUUGUUUUGUCGUCAGUCGCUCCUGAUUGGUCGUGGCUCCUGAUUGGUCGUGGCUCCUGAUUGGUCGCUGUAGCUGCUGCCCUCAAUGAGCUUCAUUUUAAAGAUUUAAAUAUAAAUAUAAACUCUCACCUUUAGCCUUAAUGAGACGACACUCACCUGACACUGACAGGAGCAGACAGGUGCAGACAGGUGCAGACAGGUGCAGGCAGGUGCAGGCAGGAGCAGACAGGUGCAGACAGGAGCAGACAGGAGCAGACAGGUGCAGACAGGUGCAGAUGUGGUCGUGGCCUUGUUCCAGUUUUUCAUGUUUUUAUUUAAAGUGUUUUUGUGAUUUUGUACAAACUGCGUUAAGUUAUUUUUAAUAAAGUUUGUUGUUGUUAAAAAAAA